AUGAGUGUUCCUGUUCAAGAAGUCGAAACUCAUCGCUUUGAAAAAUGGUGGAAAGAUCUUGGUCUUCGCAAGCUACUAGCAUGGCAGGCUACAAUUCUUCUAUCACAAAUGACCACUGGCUACGAUGAAAGCGUGGUCGGAAGUUUCCAAUCUAUGAAGCCCUGGGUUAAAGAUAUGGGGAAUCCAGACCCAUCCAGAAUCGGACUCAUCACAGCUAUUGUCUUUGUUGGGGGGUUUGCUGGUGCUCUUGUUGCCUCACCCACGGCGGACUACUUCGGACGACGAGCAGGCAUGUUUGUUGGAUCAAGCUUGACGUUAGUGGGAACCAUAAUCCAAACAGCUGCACAAAAUGCUGGAAUGUUCAUUGGGGGCCGCUUCUUGAUUGGUUUUGGAAUCAGCUUCACAUGUGUUGCUGGCCCCUCGCUGCUCUUCGAACUGGCUCAUCCGGCGAUGCGUGGCACAAUAUCUUCCCUGUUCAACGUACUUUGGUAUAUAGGCUCCAUCAUCGCGGCGUGGACAACGUUCGGUACUGGAUACAUGUCUACUAGCUGGUCAUGGCGUAUACCAUCGCUCAUCCAGGGAGUUCCCGCAUUUUUCGUCAUGGUUUCAGUUAUUUGCGGCCUACCCGAGAGUCCGCGAUGGCUUUGUUCAAACAACCGCGUGGAAGAAGCCCGGCUACUGCUUGCAAAAUAUCACAGCAACGGCAACUUACAUUCGGCUCUUGUGAUCCAUGAGAUGGAAGAAAUACAUACCGUAUUGGGGGCUGAAGCAGCUGCCAUAAAGAGUGGACAAAAUAGCUGGAGCAUUCUCUACCGAUCGCCAGCAAAUAGGAAACGAAUUGCCCUGGUGGGUACUGUUGCCCUCUUGACACUCUGGAACGGCCAGGGUGUAAUCGCAUACUACUUCAGCCCCAUCUUGACCAGCAUUGGUAUUACGUCUACACCCCAGCAGACCGGCAUCAACGGUGGCUUGCAGAUAUGGAACCUGCUCUUCUCCUUGGCAGGUGCUUUACUAGCGGACCGAAUCGGCAGACGAACUCUCUGGAUGAUCUCGUUCAUUGGGAUGAUCCUUGUCAACGUCCCAUUGACCAUAUCAUCGGCCAUGUACGCCCAACAUGGAUUCAAGGGAGCCUCGAUCGCCGUUGUUUUAUUCCUUUUCCUCUAUGAUGCAGCUUUUAACUUGGCCAACAAUCCACUUCUUUAUUGUUAUCCAACGGAACUACUGCCGUUUUCAAUUCGAGCCAAGGGUUUGAGUAUUCAAGUGGCUGUCUCCCAGGCAGCACUUACUGUCAAUCAAUAUGUCAAUCCUAUUGCAUUGGAUAGCAUUGGAUUUUACUACUAUAUUUUCUACCUUGGCAUGCUUAUCCUCGGUGUGAGUGCAAUCUCUACUGUCGUUCCCAUACCUUGGGCACUAAUGCUUUCUACCAAGACUUUAAUUAUAUUCUUUACCUUCCCAGAAACGAAGGGUAAAACAGAAGUUGAGCUCGCCGCUCUUUUUGAGAAUUCCAAACCGGAUCAUGCAGACCCGAUAAUGCUCGAGGGUUUGGAAGCAGGAUUUGAUCACCAUCUAAAGCCCUACGAAAAGAGUGUUGUAAUUGGCAAGAGCGAAGCGUCGAAUGAAGUCUGA
This is a messenger RNA of Penicillium coprophilum, 1626 nucleotides long. RefSeq lists its product as uncharacterized. Gene Ontology annotation, biological process: carbohydrate transport; transmembrane transport. NCBI's taxonomy places the organism in Eukaryota, Fungi, Ascomycota, Eurotiomycetes, Eurotiales, Aspergillaceae. Gene Ontology annotation, cellular component: membrane. Gene Ontology annotation, molecular function: carbohydrate:proton symporter activity. The transcript has 3 exons. The record is from RefSeq and is a predicted model, not a curated record. Bases 1 to 1626 code for a protein of 541 amino acids.